AUGGAUACUUCGCCUUUGCUAGAAGGCGGCGCUGUUAAGCACAAGUAUCCAGCGCCAGUUUCGCGCGCAGCAUACUCUCGCGUUGCCGGUUCUUCGCAAUAUGACUACGAUUUCAAUGAUCGUGAUGACCUCGAAAUGCAUCCUGUGGAACCGUCGUCUGUUUUUCACAAGUCUGCUUUUAGGCCACCCCCAGCUCAUUAUUCUGGCAUGUCUGCUUUUCACGAGGCGACAUAUGAGCCAGAACCUAUGCCUGAAUCCAAUCCAAUCAUGCCGUCGCCACGACUCGAAAACAGUCGUCUCAUUCCACGCCUGUCGCAAAGACUGAGUAUGCGACGGCAUACAACCGUUCAAUCACUAACCAAGAACAGGCGCGAUUUGAGACGGUCAACCUCAAUACUACCAUCAGCGAGUCCAUUGACACCCUCUGGUGUCCGGUCUUUGUGGUCGAUAAAGAAUAAACAACCUGCAAAUAAUAAUCAAGAGCUGGAGAAUCUGAAUGAAGAAGAUUUUGUCACGGUCGAUAUCUCAUUCUUGGAGGGCCCGGGGAGCGAUGUUGCGCGACAUCAGGAUGCGUUUCCUUAUUGCAGCAGCAGCGUCGGAAAUAAUGCGCAUCAACCGCGAGAAUCAACCCCCAAACCCAACGAGAUGGUGGUACACAACACCGCGCGAGAAUACGGGCAGCAACUUGCUAAUCAGAAAAACAUGAUUGUCUCCGUCAAAGAAGCUGCUGCCGGCCCAGCGGUGGAUUUGAGUAGUUUGGAAGGAGCCGAACGCCGCCCAACUUAUAGAACCCCUACUUCACUUGAAGAGGAAGCAAGUUUCUUUUAUCCGGCGGACCCUGAGAAACCGAACUGGAAACCAUUCUCAAUGACGGCCCCUUACUUACUCAUGCUCAUCGUCGUGUCAUUAGGGCUGGCAGGCGUGCAGGAAUAUCUCUAUCAACAAUCAAAAUCUCUCGAAUCACAAGGGAAAGGCCUCAUACAGUUCAACGAUGUAGCCGAAAUCCCGGCUUCGCAAUUCUUUGCAUGGAAAUACCUCCCGACUCUGGUGAUGGUCACAUAUGGUGUGCUGUGGCAGAUCAUGGAAUACAACGUCAAAAGACUCGAACCAUACUACCAACUUUCUCAACCAACGGGUAACAUUGCCUCGAAAUCACUCAAUCUCGACUACACCACACUCUUCAGCUAUUUUGUCCCUUAUAAAGCCGUGAAAAACCGUCAUUGGACGGUCCUGGUGGCAUCCCUCGGAGCCAUCCUGGCAACCACAGCAGCACCAUCCUUACAAAACGCCUCGGUCAUGCCGAUCCAGAACCCGGACUGUCCGGACAAGAUAUGCCAUUCGUCGGAUCGGUUCAUAUAUUUUGUGCAUAUCGACACGGCUUGGUCCAGGCUGGUCACGGGUUGUCUUGCACUGGUGGCCGUCAUGGCGCUGGUGUUGGUAUUCCAGCUUCAACGGAAAUCCGGCUUACUCAGUGAUCCCAAGGGUAUUGCAGGGAUUGCGUCCAUGGCAACCAAAUCUCAUAUUCUGAAUGAUUUCCAGGGCAUGGAUACCGCCACGGACAAUGAUAUACACAAACGACUUCGACAUCGUCGCUACGUGCUAUACAAAUCGAGUAUAUGGCAAGGAGAAUACGUCAAACACACCGAAGAAAGCACCCUUGAACCCUUUUCAACCGCGUCACCGCAUCCGAUUGCGCUUCGUCGUAUCCCCGGCAUCGUGUUUUUAAUCUAUCUGACUUUCCUCGUCGCUGCGAUCCCCGUCGUGACUUAUACGAAUGCAAACGUGGUAGCAGUCAAGCUUCCCUGGUUACCAGUGCUACUGGCUGUUAUCGCAAAACAGAUCUGGACGGCGCUGGAGUUUGCGAUCAAAAUGCUGGAACCAUUUUAUGCCUUGUCGCAGGGGAAUGCUCGCCCCGAGAAUACGCUCACGCUCGAUUAUCAGGGCACCCCUUACGGCGUACUACCCUUUCAGGCCAUGCUGAAUAAGCACUAUCUCGUCUCGCUGAUUGGCGUCGGAUCGAUCCUCAGCGAUGUUUUGACGGUAACGUCCGCGUCACUAUCCAUCAAGGACGAAACCGAGCAAUCCUUCAUGACCUCUUCCGCCAUCUCGACCGUCGUCGUAUUCUUCCUGUUAUGUUCCGCGGCCUUGGCCCUAGUCUGUCGACGACGUUAUUUCGUUCCUCGACCGCCGUCCACGAUUGCUUCGAUUCUGGCAUUCGUGCACCAGUCCCAUAUGCUGGACGAUUUUGUGAAUACGGAGCGGUUUACUAAUGACCAGAUGAGGGCCAUGCUUGUGUCCAAGAAUAAACGGUAUGGACUUGGUUGGUUUCGUGGAAGAGAUGGAAACCUGCAUUGUGGCGUGGAUGAGGAGCCGAUGUUGAGUAGAUAUGUGCAUGGGAUCAGUUAUAAGGAUGCGCAGGCCGCGCCGUUGGAGGAUUUUUAG
Molecule: messenger RNA, 2442 nt
Organism: Talaromyces marneffei
Lineage: Eukaryota; Fungi; Ascomycota; Eurotiomycetes; Eurotiales; Trichocomaceae
Exons: 1
Coding region: 1-2442 (813 amino acids)
Source: RefSeq, a predicted model, not a curated record